AUGGAGGAGAGUGCUCCCCCCGAGAGAAAGUGCAGCUUCAGAAGCUAUGCGGUGGGAGCCGCUGCCAGCUUCCUUUCCACGCUGGCCACCUUCCCCAUCUACAAGACCGUCUUCCGGCAGCAGCUCCACGCCUGCUCCAUCACAGAGGCUGUUUGCCAGCUAAGCAAGGAGGGGCUGCCCCGCUUCUACCGGGGUGUCUUCCCACCUCUCCUGGCCAAGACUCUGCAAGGCACAGUGCUCUUCGGCACCCACGACAGCUUCCUCCGCAUCCUCUCCAGCCAGUCCACCGGGCCCUUCUCGCUGGGAGAGCGAGCCAGAGCAGGGCUCCUGUCAGGCUUCCUGGAAGCAUUGGUCUUCGGGCCCCUUGAGCGCGUGCAGAAUGUGCUCCAGGAUGGCCAGAAGAACAAGCGGUUCCCCACCACUGGCAGCAUCCUGAAGGAGUUCAGCUCCUAUGCUGGGAGGGAGAAGCUGACACUGGGCUACUGCCGUGGCCUUGGCCUUAUCGCCAUCCGCAACUGCCUGGGCAGCUGCCUGUACUUCUCCUUCAAGGACCCGCUCCGCGACAGCCUGUUGGAGAAGGGCGUGCCCAGCAGACUCCCCGCACUCGUGUCUGGCAGCCUCAACGGCGCACUCGUCUCCCUUCUACUCUCCCCACUCAGUGUCCUCAUUGUCAAUGUGCAGUCCCAGGUGGGCAAGCGGGAGACCCUCCACCUCCAGGCAGCUGUGGCCGCCGUCUGGAGGACGCGGAGCCGGAAAGCCAUCCUGCUCUACAGAGGGGCCUCCCUCCUGGUUCUUCGGUCAGGGCUCACGUGGGGUCUCACCACAGCCCUGCAUGACUUCCUGCUGGAGGUCGUGGGCUAG
This is a messenger RNA of Varanus komodoensis (Komodo dragon), 861 nucleotides long. It is a transcript of the gene SLC25A53, whose product is annotated as solute carrier family 25 member 53. Lineage: Eukaryota; Metazoa; Chordata; Lepidosauria; Squamata; Varanidae. The record is from RefSeq and is a predicted model, not a curated record. The transcript has a single exon. The coding region runs from base 1 to 861 and encodes 286 amino acids.